This is a messenger RNA of Adineta ricciae, 552 nucleotides long. Lineage: Eukaryota; Metazoa; Rotifera; Eurotatoria; Adinetida; Adinetidae. The record is from the annotation of a GenBank genome assembly.
AUGAUGGAUUUUAUUAUCUGUCUACUUAUCGAUGACAGUAGCUUCGGUCAUUUUCCAAUCAUUCUUAUAAGGUUCUUGGCUGGGGGUACAGGUGCGGUACCUGCACGCACUGUUAAGUUUUCGUAUGCGCCUCCCGAACAAGCGUGUUUAAUUAAAUAUGGAUCAGCAACAUAUCGUACACAAAUUAAUGAUCAGAUCGACUUGUCUAAACAUUUCAAAAGCAGUGUCAACAAUAAAAGUGAUGUUAAAGUCCUAAGGAAGAUCGUCAAAGAGCAACUAGCAAGACCGAAUGAUGUGGACAAACAUUUUGAUGAUAUCCGUAAAUGCUACGAACAGCCGAAGGUGGCUCUUCGUAGUCAACUAAUUGGUGUCGAUACUUUCUUUCUCAACGCCAAAGUGAAUGUGGCUGUUAUACAAAAGGAUACACGGCAACGGGAUGACGAUGAUGUUGAGCACCGAAGCCACGGCAAAAUGUCUCCAUCUUUCGAGCAGUGCGAAUCGUUCGACAUGUUUUUUUGUUUAUCGCCUCCAGAUGAUAUGGAAAAGAAAUGA